This is a messenger RNA of Thecamonas trahens ATCC 50062, 1501 nucleotides long. RefSeq names its product SH3 and FCH domain-containing protein. NCBI's taxonomy places the organism in Eukaryota, Apusomonadida, Apusomonadidae. Bases 22 to 1461 code for a protein of 479 amino acids. The transcript is spliced from 2 exons. The record is from RefSeq and is a predicted model, not a curated record. Gene Ontology annotation, molecular function: protein binding.
GUGUCGUCGUCAGCCCCCACCAUGUCAUUCACAGAGCUGUUUGACAAGUUUGACGAGGUAGCGGCGAGGACGGACGAUGGCCUCAACACGCUCAAGGUCGCUUCCAAGUUUAUCAAGAAGCUCUCGGGCCUGAUGGAGGACUACGGCAAGGGCCUGUCCAAGCUGACCAAGAGCGCGCUCAAGGACCUGCGCAAGUCCAACGAGGAGGGCUCAAACCGUGAUGCCUUUGAGGCUGUGCUCCGAGAGUCUGAGGUCAUUGCGGUCAACUACACGGCGGCUUCGGGCGAGCUGUCGACGGCGGUACUCGACCCGCUCAACGCGUAUCUCAAGAUGAAGGAGAAGGAGCGCAAGACCAUUGUGUCCGAGGGCCAGCACAUGAUCAAGGACCUGCAGUCUGCGUACUCGAACCUGUCCAAGCUCCGGUCGUCGGCACACAAGGCGUCCGAUUCUGCACAGAAGGCACAGGAGACGUACGCCAAGGCCGACUCGGACCCGGGCGCCAACCCUGCGGCGGUGAUGAAGGCGUCGAGCAAGGCCGAGUCGGCGCUAGCCAAGGCCGAGGCUGCCGACGCUGUGUAUGCCGAAGGUGUGACGACGACCAACGCGCUGCAGGUCGACUUUUACGACAACCUCUUCCCGCGCGUCCUGACCUCGAUGGAGGAUCUCGACCGCGACCGCAUCGAGCAGCUGCGGUCGACCAUGGCGUCUCUCGUCACGACCCAGCGCGAGCUGCUGCCGCGGACGGAGAACUCGCUGGCGACGAUGGCCGACGCCGUCGACGCCAUCGACACCUCGGGCGACAUUGCCAUGUUUGUCAACAAGGAGGUCUCGGGCGCCUCACACCCGUCGUCGCUGCCGUACGAGGCGCCGGCGUUCCUGUCCUCGCUCGGCAAGGCGUCGUCGGUGUCGGCGUCGCCGGCGCCUUCAGGCGGCUCGAUGUCGGCCAGGCCCCCUGCGCCGCGCCCGACCUCCACCGUUGCCGGUCCCGGGCCGACCCGCGGCAAGGACGUGGCCUCGAUGUCGCCCCAGGAGCUCGAGGACCGUCUCGCUGCCAUUGACGCCGAGGUCUCGGCCGAGGUCAAGACCAAGAAGGGUAUCGCCACUCUCGUCGACUGCUACGAGCCGGGCUCCGCCGCCAAGCUCGAGGUCGAGCAGCAGAUCCGCGACUGUGAGGCCAAGAUCGAGACGCUCAACAACGAAAAGGUCGAGAUCGAGGCUGCCCUCGGCGUCACCUCGGGCUACGCCGACGGCGGCAUGGGCGCCUAUGACGACUACGGCGGUGACGAGCAGCCCGAAGUCCAUGCCACUGCCCUCUACGACUAUGAAGCCCAGGGUGACGGCGAGCUCUCCUUUGCCGAAGGCGACGUCCUCCGCGUCCUCCUCCAGGACGACUCGGGCUGGUGGGAGGCCGAGCUCAACGGCGUUAUCGGCGUCGUGCCGUCCAACUACCUCCAGGCCUGAGUUUUCAUCGUGUGCCAAUUGAACGUGUUGCCUACUUGCA